Messenger RNA from Pomacea canaliculata, 1966 nucleotides. RefSeq lists its product as uncharacterized. Bases 135 to 908 code for a protein of 257 amino acids. NCBI's taxonomy places the organism in Eukaryota, Metazoa, Mollusca, Gastropoda, Architaenioglossa, Ampullariidae. The transcript has 5 exons. The record is from RefSeq and is a predicted model, not a curated record.
CCACCACCAGUCACACCGCGACCACCACAGCUGCAAAGUUGUCGCUUUUGGUGAUGGUGCUUGGAUGGUUAUGAAAGGUACGCCGUGGGUUGUGACAAGGCUGCUGCUGCUGCUGCUGCUGCAAGGCUGUUUACAUGCCACCUCACAGUGCGACGUGUUUACUGCAGCGGCAAAGUCGCUUUCGUGAUGUCCAGAGCAUGAGCAUGGGGGCGCUAAGAAUGCAAACAGUGAUCACGUGGCGGAGGCCCAUGGAGACCAGCCUUUACGCGCCAUCAGGGAACCCGUGCACCUAUCUCCUUGGCAACGCACUGUGCUACAUCAUCUCCGGCAUGAUGCUUCUGGUAGUCGGCGUCAUCAUCACCUCUCUUACAUUUCAGAACCUGGAGGCCUACAAGGACGAGAACAAGGAGCGGUACGCGGGUCCGGUGCUGAUUGGUGCCGGGGUGCUGGUGCUGGCGCGGGGUGCAUUCAGCAGACUGCGCCCCCAACGAGCCCCCUCCGGGCGCCGCCGCUCCUUCCUGCAGAGAUACGUGCGCGAGGUGUACAACCGUCCAAUACUUGCCUUUAGGAACAGCGCAUCCCUGAGUCUGUGUGAUAUCCACAUUUCUGGACUUCAAGACAGCAAUUCCAGAAGCCGGCUGUACAGCGAUGAGCCGCCAUCUUAUGACCAGGUGACAAGCGACAGCCAGGUCUGUGGUCCUUCCCCUCUCCAGGACACCCCGACUCCUACAGGCGUCAGCAGCGCCACCACGCUGCACAGAUGUGCUGAAGGUACGGAUAACAUCGAGUACGUCAACGACGAGGACGAUGUUUUCUACAUCCGUGAAGGCGACGACGACCUUCAGCCGCCACCACACUAUGAGGACUUCAUGAGGGCGUCUGAAUGUAUACGGACCACACGCUUGUAGAGGAGACGGGUCGAAUCCCUCUCGUCUCGUCUCUAUAGUUACAUGAACCUCUUGCUGAAACCGGCCUUCGUGUGUUCUCUUCCUGUAUGAUCGGAUCGUCGUCUGCACACGUUUGUCAAAUUUCAGUUGUAUGUGGUGACCUGUGGCCGUCUCACAAAGAUGUUCUCACUUUCACCAUGUGUUCUCAGCAGAACACGUGACUACCAGUCUCUGCUCGAAGUGUUCUAACUUGCAUGACAACAUAAAAUAUAUUGUUGAACAAGAUGAAGAUUGUACAUUGUUUUGUACUGUAUAACAGCAUGUACAAUUUUUUCAGCUGCACGCCAUGUAGAUCCUAGCUUCCACCUGUAAAGACGGCCACCAUCCUACGUCCAGGCAUUGGUUACCAAUAUUUGCAAGACUAUAAUUAAUGGCCCCACUCAUGAGUGAACAAAGUACAGAUUCCACUUCGUACCUGCUGACGGCUUAACGACACAAAGAUUCCACAUCAUCUGUUGAGGCUUGAAGUCAUGUGGAUCAACAGGCAGUUUCCAAUGAAGGAUAUCGUGACUUUACUAUGGAGAGCGUGCCGGAAGGUCGUGGCGCGCAUGCGUGUAGCCACAUCAUCACAAACAACAGCAAUGAGGACCCGACUGUCAGCUCACCUGCCUGCAGGUGUGUAAGUGUAUCCUUGGCGCCUUAUAGACCUGCCUUACAGCCAUCACCACAAGUCUGUGAAACACUCCGGCAACAACAGCAGUUAUCAGUCAGUCCAAGUGUACGGUUGUAUAUCAUCAAAAUAUCCCCGAAUACUUUGACAGAGGCACCUCCAUAAGCAGCAGUAAAUAUCAGAGGUCAGAGGUCGUCCUGUGAUGUGUUUUCAGCACGUGGCGAAACGCUCGUCUAAGACAGUACUUCAACAAUGCGCGGAUCACAAAUGGCAGCAACGAUGCAAAACGACUCGCCUUGGGCGUUAGGAAUGCGUUGAACCGUGCCAUGAGAGAGAGAGAGUGUGUGUGAGAGAGAGAGAGAGCGUGUGUGAGUCUGAGUGUGAGUGUGUGUAUGAGAGAGAGAGAGAG